This is a messenger RNA of Epinephelus fuscoguttatus (brown-marbled grouper), 1907 nucleotides long. It is a transcript of the gene cnr2, whose product is annotated as cannabinoid receptor 2. Gene Ontology annotation, cellular component: membrane. The record is from RefSeq and is a predicted model, not a curated record. Lineage: Eukaryota; Metazoa; Chordata; Actinopteri; Perciformes; Serranidae. The coding region runs from base 146 to 1300 and encodes 384 amino acids. Gene Ontology annotation, molecular function: cannabinoid receptor activity. The transcript has 3 exons. Gene Ontology annotation, biological process: cannabinoid signaling pathway.
CUUUGCCACCAGUCAGGUCUGCAGGACCGUGCGAUCAUGCUGUGGUUGCUCUGUGGCUGAGACCUGAUUCGGGUGCUGCUAUAGCAGGAAGCAAACAAGGAAACCAAACGUAACAAACGUACUGGCUCAUACAGUAACAGUUGCUAUGGAGGAGUGGGAGGUUCACACAUCUUUAGGACCCACAGAAGCUAAAGGGAAUGUCUCAUCCCCAAUAGUGAACAGGUCUUGUGAGAAUCUGGAAUGCUACAUGGUCCUCAUCAAGGCAGAGAAGACAGCCAUCGGCUCCAUCUGUUUACUGGCAGGUCCCAUCACACUGCUGGAAAAUGUUCUUGUGUUGGGAGUGAUCGCUGCCACAGCCACCCUGCGGCGGCGGCCUUCCUACUUGUUCAUUGCCAGCCUCGCUCUGGCAGAUGUUUUUGCCAGCUGCUUCUUCACCACCAGCUUCCUGGACUUUCACCUGUUUCGGCACAGCGACGGCCCCACUGCUUACCUCUUCAAAUUAGGUGGUGUCACCAUGGCCUUCACCAGCUCAGUGGGGAGUUUACUGCUGACUGCUCUGGACCGCUACCUCUGUAUCCAGCAGGCCUCCAGGUACAAGGUUCUGCUCACCCGCCGGCGAGCUCUGCUGAGCCUGCUGAUCCUUUGGAGUGCCACCAUCGUCAUCUCCUUCUUGCCUCUGAUGGGCUGGAGGUGUCCCACAGGGCUUAAUCCACCUUGCUCACGCCUGUUUCCCUACAUCAACCAGGGCUAUCUGGCCUGCUGGACCAGCCUCACUCUGGUGCUCCUGGCUCUCAUUUUGGGGGCUUAUGCUCUCAUCCUGUGGAAGGCCCACCAGCAUGAGUCCUCCAUGACCAGCCUCCAGGGAGCAGCAGGCACAGGCCAGGCCCGCAUGAGGAUGGAUAUCAGGCUAGCGCGCACCUUUGGCCUGAUCCUAGUCAUACUAGUGAGCUGCUGGCUUCCUGCACUCUCCUUCAUGUUGGCUGAUGUCACUGUGAUCCUGACCCACAACCAGCAGAGGGCCUUUGCCUUUUGCAGUACCCUCUGCCUGGUCAACUCUGCAGUCAACCCACUGCUGUAUGCACUGCGCUGUCGAGAGCUAAGAGUUGCUCUGCUGCAGUUGCUACAAAGGCUGCGUAUGUUUGGAAGGUGUAAAAAAUCUACAGAGAAUUUAACCCCAGGAUUACCCUCUGCAGAAGACAACAACUGUACUGCCGUAACUGAGGAUGAGAUGCCCAAGACCAGAACCACCCGACUUAGCUCGAUCUCAGAUAUGGUGAAUGAUCAGAAGCAGAAAAUCUGAAAUUGAGUAGCGGUGCAGGCAGUGUCUGUGUUUGUGGCAGCGUGCUUAGGGUGUAGAAAUGGACAUCGCUGAAAACUUCCCGUAGAUUAAGCAUCAAAACCUUCAAUACAAAUGAGCAGAAUUUCUUUCGAUCAGAUUAUUAGUGCUGGCAAAAACUUUAACUUGUCUUUUUGAUCAAGGUUAUUGCAGUAAGGCUAUAACACAAUAAAUAUUGUCAGUAGAAAGAUCAGACAGUCUAUGAAAUGUAGGAAAUUUGCUACACAUAGUUUUACUUGCAGAUACAAUAUACAUUCAAAAGGCAGCUUAAGAGAACAUUAGACUUGGCAAAUAUUUUGUCACCAUUACACAUUAGUUGCAUCAUAACACAAUAAGUAUAAUUAACAUGCUAUAAUUUAAAAAUAUAGUUAGAACUAAUCACUAGUAGCAGAUUCCAGUGGAAAUAGAGUUUCUCAUCUCUGUGCUUUGGUUCAGGUCAGACAAAAGGUUAAAUUUAUGUUGGACUGAAGUGAGAUGAUGUGGCCAUUUGGUGUAGAUUUCAGAGGUGACACGCCCGAAUAUUUAGAACAUAUGCAUUUGUUCCCUUCAAUAAAGACAUGAAUGUGGCAGA